CCGGAAGGAGCCGCGGGCUCCAAGAUGGCGGCGCGCUGCGCGUGAGGGCGGGCGGGAGGCGCCGCUCGGAGCUGUGGCUCGCGGGUCUGUGCGUGUGAGCCGGAGUAGCGUUGUCCUCACGGCUGCGGUGCGCUCGUGUUUCACGCGCCUUUCUCAGAACGUCCGGGGAAAUAAAUGUCGGUCUUUUGUGUCUGUUUGUAGGGGAAAUGUUUGUCUGCGCUUUAGGACAGAACCGGCGGAGCCGCGGGCACGGGGCAGCGAGGAGGGCUGCUGUUUGUUUUUGUGGAGAAAAGUAGAGAACUCAGAGACGAGCGGGAUACGUUCGCCGACCGCCCUUCUGCUGGGGGCACGUGAGAGGAGCCGGGUUUCUCCAGGAAGAGGCAGUAUUUGAACAAAAUGUACGGAACUGAGCUGUGCGUUCACUGCGUUGGUUUCUGAGGAGGAGCCGCGCCGUGCGAGGAGCCUUCAGUGCACGGCGCUGUGUGCUGCUUUCCUCUCACGGCACGGUCGGGUGCUUUUAACACAGCUUAAUGAGCGGUGUUCCCUCCUGGAGCGUCUGCUGUCCGUGGUGAACUGUAGCUGUUGGAGCGCUGUGGAAGGGAACGCUGAAGCACCGUAACUUAGUUGUUGGUGUGAGCUGUUUCCUCACGCCACAGGGCAGCGUUACCGAGCUGAAGGCUGGCUGUGUUUGCUUGUAGGUUGGAUUCCCCCAUGCGCAGCCCGGUGUCUCGUCAGGGCACAGGGGAGGCGGUGUGACUGCAGCUUGCCCGAGGCCUUGAAGCUGCCCCGAGGUCGUGCUGGGCAGAGCAGUUGCAUGGCAGCUGUCCCCACAGCGUCCCUCUGACUGACUGCCGUGCCAUGGGAGAUGUCACGGGGAAGGAGAUGGAUAACCUCACGUUCAAAAGUGACACCGUCCUUUCUGAUGUGCACUUGCACUGUCCCAACAAAAGUCAUCUCAUGGUACGAUUGAAUGCAGUCGGACAGCCAGUGUUCCUGUCGUAUUUCAAACUCCUUUGGAACACAGAUGAUCAGGCCUCUGAGAAAUAUGCAAGAGAAACUACAACUGAAAGAGAACACCAGUACAGAAGUGGAGCUGAACUAACUAGCAAGGAUGGGAAUAAUCUGAAAUAUGAAAAGGAAUUGAAUACUGAAGGAAUAGAAGCUCUGCUAGACGAGGACGGAGACUUGGACGUGGUCAGAAGACCUCAAAGAGCCAGUGACUCAGAGGCAGAGGAUCUUAUGAGGGAUAGAGUAUAUCCUGUAAUUCUGAUGAAAGGAAAAGAAAAUGCUUUUGAGGAUGAAGAACAAGAAUGCACUUGCAGAAAUGUUGUUAAAAUAGAGCAUACUAUGGCAACCCCCUUAGAAGAUGUUGGUAAACAAGUCUGGCGUGCAGCCUUUCUUCUUGCUGAUUAUAUUCUGUUUAAACGGGAUGUGUUCAGGAGUUGCACAGUGCUAGAGCUUGGAGGUGGCACAGGAAUUGCAAGCAUUAUCAUGGGAAUGAUUGCUAGCAGAGUUUAUUGCACAGAUGUUGGUGAAGAUCUUUUGGCCAUGUGUGAACAAAAUGUUGCAUUAAACAAACACCUGAUGGAACCAGGAGGAGGAGAAAUUAAAGUAAAAGAACUAGACUGGCUGAAAGAUGAAUUCUGCACUGAUCCGGAAGCUCUCUAUAGCUGGUCUGAAGAAGAGAUUGCAGAUUUGCAUGACCACUGUACUGUGAUAAUGGCAGCUGAUGUGUUCUAUGAUGAUGAUCUGACAGAUGCCUUAUUCAGAACGUUGUAUAGAAUCACACGUAAUGUGAAACAUUCUUGCACAGUUUUCCUAGCCAUAGAAAAGAGACUGAAUUUCACUUUAAGACAGAUGGAUGUUACGUGUGAAGCCUACAGUCAUUUUCGAAGUACUCUAAAUGAUUUGGAGAACCUUCAUGAUGGAAAAAUGAAAUACAGUGUGGAACCCAUUAAGCCUGAUUUCUGCCAGUUUCUCAUUUAUGAAAGGAUUGAGCAGUUGGAAUUGUGGAAGAUCACUGCUGAUCAGCUAACGUGACAGGGACCUGAGAAAAUAGAAGAUCUUAAUCUAAGCAUAAUAUUUUGGGGGGGUGUUUUAUUGAAAAAAUUCCUGUUGAAUCUGAGUUCUCAGAAAGUAAUUCCCUGCAGAUUUGCCUUACCUCAGCAAAUCUUGUUUUUUUGGCUCUUAGAAUGUGGUUCCUUUGCUUCUGUUACGAAACUGGUUAAUGUUGAUCUUCAGAGGACGUGCUGGCUGAGCAGCUGUGGCAGUGACACAGAACUGCACAUUCUCUGGGACUGAUGACUUAGGCUUUAGUUUCUAACAGAGAGGUAUUUCACCUUGAUCCAUAUGGCCGAUUUGCAGAUGUCACGCGUGUUACUUUUUAGUUUUCUGAACUUGGAUACAGUUCUCAGUCUUACUAGAGUUGCACAUUAUUUGUAUUUAUGGACAACUGUGAAAGAAUCUAUGGGCAAACCCUGUUUGUCAUUCACGGACUUCCAUUUAAGCAAUCUGGUUAUGAAACCUAGCUCUUUGUUUUGGGUUUGUCUUAUCUCAAUUGUUCUAGCUUAGGGCAACUGUCUCAGUGCAAAGGAGGCAAGGUACAUUUUCAAAUGUUCCACAGAAGUCCUAGAGCUGUAUUGUCCUGGUGGCAUUCUAAGCUAUUCAAUGUUUGCCAGGUUGAGGAUGGGAAGGGGAGGUGACGUACUCCUCCCUCUUAAAAUGUUGGAGUUCUCAGUGUGGAUGUGUGAGGCCGGGAAGAAGGUGACCCAGAAUGUCUUGUCUCUGCAAAUGAGGCUUUCAGUGCCUUAGCUUUUGGAUUAAAGUAUGAUGGAUUUAUCAAUUCUCCUCUGUGUUAUUAAUGAAACCAAAAAUCAUAGUGUUUAUACCCAUUACAAAUUCUGUGCGUACUAUAGUGUUGAUGUUUAUAUCACUUGCCAUAUGUGCACUGUCACUUACAUUCUUGUGCCUGCUGGAUUCUUUAGCAUUGUGAGAAUGUCAUGAUAAAACUGUUCCAGCCUGUGACACGUGGGAGUGUGUACAUCACAUUAGAAGCAUCUGGUUGUCUUUGUGAAAGUCUGUUUUACAUUUGCUUUACUUUGGUCCUUUUAGGUCAGUUAUUCCAUAAUGCAUGAGCAUUAGGGUAUAUUUUGCAUGAAGAUAUAUUUAUUUUUCCUGUCGCUUAACGAGAUGAAAGGUCAUUAGAGAAAGAUGAUGGCUUUUUCCUGCGAGUAAAAUCAAAAUGUAAAAAUUAUGUUAUGUGGUAUGUAUCUGCCUAGAUUAACAUAGAACAUUUCUCUCACAAUUCUCAUUUAAACAUCAAAGAUAAACAAACAAAACCCCUGUAUCUUAAUCCAGAGAUUCCCAACUCGAGCUCUUAUUUCUGGUUCAUGCACUGAUUUUGACAGCACACCACCUCUCCUGUCCUGAGAGACCCCCAUUAAUGAUGGAACCUAACACACCCUAGAUGUGCUCUGUGGACAUUCUGUGUGUGUUUUUAUGGACCUUUCACAGGGGUGGCCCACAGACUGAGUGAAUGAUAUCUGUGUAUACAUUGAAGGAUGCUGAUUAAUGCGUUGGUUAGGGUGGGAUCUGAGCACUACUUAAGUGGUGUGGAAUAAGGGGUUUUUGGCUGUUUUUAGCUGAGAUAGAGUUAAUUUUUUCAUAGUGGCUUGGACCAUGCUGUGUUUUGAAUUUGUGAUGAAAACGAUGUUGUAACACACCCGUGUUUGAGUUGUUGCUGAGCACUGGUCAUACAGCAUCAAGGUCUCUGUUUCUGGGAUGCCCUUGCAGGAUGUGGGUAGGGCACAGCCAGGACAGUGAACCCCAGCUGCCCAGCAGCAGAUUCCAUACCACCUGAUGUCCUGAUCAGGAAUAAAAGCUGGAGGACAGAUGGGAUGGGGGUAUCCUAGAGUUGUGGUGUUUGUCUUCCCAAGUAGCCACUACUCAUGAUGGACAUUUGCUGCCCUGGCUUGCAGGCAGCAGUGAUUGGAUUCCUUAUGCUUUGCUUGCUUGAACAGCUUCUGCUUUACCUGUUAAAUUGUCUUUAUCUCAAACCAUGGAUAUUUUUCACCUUUACUGUUCCAUUUCUCUCCCCCAUCCCACCUGAGGGGAAUAGGCGAGCUGCUCCGUGAGGUGGAGUAGCUGCCAGUGUUAGACUGCAGCAGUUUGGUUUGUGAUGUUAUUUACCUGGGGGGAUUAACUGCAGACAACUUCUUUUGAGUGUAUCUGCAACUUAAGUAGUGAUUUUUAUUUUUUUGAAUGUUCAAUAGCAAGAAAUGAAUUUGAACUGAUGUAAGAUAGUCUGUACAGUUACAGAAACUCAUCCAGGCAAGGAGGUGCUGGGAUCUGUUUAAUGUAGAAUUGAAGCUGGUUUAAAUUAGCAUCUGAAAAAAAAAAAUAACAUUUGUGUCUUUGGCUGAGCAACUACAGACAUCACUGCUUUUUGGAAGUAAGAGGAAGUAGAAUUUCCUCCUAAAGACAUGGAGCUAAUCCUGCUGUUGAAGGGAGUCUCAGGGUUCAGUGUCUGAGGCUGUAAGUAUAGGCAGCAGUAGAUAUAGUUGCUUUAAACCAGUUUCAGCUCACCCAAGAGAGGAAACAGUCACAAUCUGAUAAUAAAGAAGAAAUUUUUUCCCCUUUCUGAGGAUCAGGGCUCACCAAACAGUACAAAGGAGGUGAUCUGCAAGUAGAGAUGCUUCCCUUGCAGCUGCCAGCCCUUAAGUGAGGUUAAUGAUCACACAGGUGACUUGCUCACAGCUGUGCUCCUAGGGCUGGCUACACCCCUUCACCAGCUGCUCAAUCACUGGUUCAGGCCAUGACCCAUCCCUUCCCAUACAGAGGUGUAAAGGUCAGCUUGUACAUUUGGAUAUGACACCACAGAUGAUAAGGAAUAGCCAGAAACAGGCAGUAUCUAAGAACAGGAGAGUUGCAAAGAGCCUUAAAAUGCUCUGGCUUUGCAGUGUUAAUGAGAAGCACGAACUGACCUGCCAGAGAACUGGUAAGGGUAUCUAUCACCUUCUCAGUCUUGUCUGGAAUCAUGCUCUAUGUAGGUCAUGCUCAGCACAUAAGUUUAUACCUUCAGCAGUCCGUUGUCUGUUAGGGCUAGAAACAGGAAAUGGUUUAAUGUAAAGCAUGCAGAUCAUAAUUGGAAAUCCAGCUGGUGCCUGAAAUGAUAAUGCUUCUGGCACCUUGUCUGUGUUUAUACCAUCAGGAAGGUCUUGUUUUCCUAAUAAAGCAUCGUCUUGAAAAUAAUGUGCUCAUGGGGUGGUGUAUCUGAAUUUUGUAUAAUUCCAAUCAUGAAGUGCAGUUUGUUGCCAGCACGAGAGACUGACCCAGCUGCUCCCUCGGGGCCUUGUGGAGCAGAUCCCCACUCUGCUGCUCCGGGGCUGGAGAGCUGCUGUGCGCAGAGCUGUGUGAGAAGCACGGCUCGGUGAUGUCCAGGUGUGGCUGGGCUGUGGGACCUGCAGGCUGGCAGGUGCACACCGACAUCAUCUAUUAACUCUCAAAGCAGAAUCAUAGUUACGUAAGAACCUUGACGAGUGUUUGCGCCGCUUAUUAUUUAGGCAUCUCGCGGUAAACAUCGUGCACUUUUUGCAGUACACCGUUCUGAUGCUUUAUUAUCCUUAGCGAUUAAAAAGCGCUUUGUUAGCAAAGCUGCCGUCUUUCUUGCAGCGGUGGGACUGCCGCGCCUUCGUCGUUGUAACAAACCACGAGAGGUAUCGGAGUUCCGCCCCACGGUACGUGCGAACGCAGCACCGCUUCGGGUGC
This is a messenger RNA of Phasianus colchicus (ring-necked pheasant), 5766 nucleotides long. NCBI's taxonomy places the organism in Eukaryota, Metazoa, Chordata, Aves, Galliformes, Phasianidae. The record is from RefSeq and is a predicted model, not a curated record.